Messenger RNA from Chenopodium quinoa (quinoa), 1332 nucleotides. Its product is annotated as glucan endo-1,3-beta-glucosidase-like. The transcript has 2 exons. Gene Ontology annotation, biological process: carbohydrate metabolic process. The coding region runs from base 65 to 1114 and encodes 349 amino acids. The record is from RefSeq and is a predicted model, not a curated record. Gene Ontology annotation, molecular function: hydrolase activity, hydrolyzing O-glycosyl compounds. Gene Ontology annotation, cellular component: plasma membrane. Lineage: Eukaryota; Viridiplantae; Streptophyta; Magnoliopsida; Caryophyllales; Amaranthaceae.
AUCAAACAACCUUAUAGUAAAAACUAUCAAAGAAAUUAAUUAACACUACACAACAUUAGUAAUUAUGAAUGCCAUGGCUACCCUUAACGUUCCUCGAAUGGCGGCCACUACCUUGCUGUUCAUCGCAUCAUUCUUAUUGCUCAGCCUACGUCCAACAGAGGCACAAGUUGGAGUAAGUUAUGGAAAGAUUGCUAACAACUUACCAUCACCACGAGAUGUGGUGAACCUCUACAGAUCUAACAACAUAAAAGCAAUGAGGCUUUACUUUCCGGAUCAACAAACUCUUCAAGCUUUACAAGGAACAGACAUCAAACUCAUGAUAGGAGUCGCAAAUGAAAAUAUUCGGUCCAUAGCAUCGUGUCGUUGUGCUGCAUACCGUUGGGUCCGAGCCAACGUCCUCCCCUAUCGAUCCUCGAUUAGUUACAUAGUCGUGGGAAAUGAAGUUGACCCGUCUAGUCAACCAGGAUCAUCAGUCGCACCAGCUAUGCAAAACAUUCAGUAUGCACUAGACGUACUAAAUAUAAACAACCAAAACGAUGAAAUUAAAGUUUCAACGGCGAUUAAUGCAAACCUAAUAACAAACUCGUACCCACCAUCUAAUGGCCAAUUUAAGGACCCGUCGUAUAUAGCCCCAAUAAUUGACUUCAUGAAUAAUCAUGAUUCGCCUUUGUUGGUUAAUGUUUACCCUUACUUUGCAUAUGCUAAUGACCCAAAAGAUAUUUCACUAGACUAUGCCUUGUUUACUUCACCUGGUUAUGUUUUUACGGACCCUAAUAACGGGUUACGUUACCAAAAUUUAUAUGAUGCGAUGGUAGAUUCAGUGUAUGCAGCUCUACGGAGGGCGGGUGGACAUCAUCAUCGACGUGUCAUUGCAUCCGAGAGCGGAUGGCCAUCCAACGGAGGAUUUGGUGCCACGUUGGAAAACGCCAAGACCUACACUAGAAACUUGAUCAACCAUGCGAAGCAAGGGACUCCUUUAACACCAGGGCAACCUAUUGAGACUUACGUGUUUGCAAUGUUUGAUGAAAAUGAAAAACAAGGGCCUGAAACUGAGCGUAACUUUGGGCUUUUUCAUCCAAAUCAACAACCUAAGUAUGGCUACCUUGGUUUCUAAUGAAAUCAAGGGGUGUUUAUAUGUAAUGUAUGUGUGUACAAAUGUACGUGGUUUUAUGAACUACGUCGAAUAAGACAAUCUUCUUUGUCCUUUGUUACACACUUAGCAAAUCUGACCAGUGAAACUGGACUAAGCUAAUUUGUUAGGAGUGUCGGUUCAGUAAGGUAUUUCUAUCUACCUUUGCCAGAAGUAAUAAUAAGAAAAACUUAUUUUAUGUA